GAAGGAGAAGGAGGAGAAGAAGGAGAAAGAGAAGGAGAAGGAGAAGAAGGAGAAGGAGAAGGCGGCGCGGCGGCCGCUCGCUCGCUGCACCAGGAAGCGUGUGCGGCCCGCACAGCAUGUAAGGCGAGCGGAGGCAGCGCUAGACAGGCGAGGAAGGAAGAAAGGAGGAGGAGGAGAGGAGGAGGAGGAGGAAGAGGAGGGAGAGACGGUCCUCGGCCAUGGAGGACGGCACCGAGGAGGAGACGGUGGAGCUGCCCCUGACCAACGCAAAUUUAACUGGGCACGAUGAGGAGAAAGUGGGGAUGGAAAAUUUCGAACUACUCAAAGUCCUGGGGACCGGAGCUUACGGGAAGGUGUUCCUGGUCCGUAAACUCACUGGCCACGACGCCAACAAGCUUUACGCCAUGAAAGUGCUCCGCAAAGCGGCCAUCGUCGCCAAAGCCAAGACGACCGAGCACACGCGGACCGAACGGACCGUCCUGGAGCAUGUCCGCCAGUCGCCUUUCCUCGUGACGCUGCAUUAUGCCUUCCAGACGGAUUCCAAGCUCCAUCUGAUUCUCGAUUACGUGAGCGGAGGUGAGCUGUUCACUCACUUGUACCAACGGGACCAUUUCUCGGAGGAGGAAGUACGGUUUUACAGCGGGGAGAUCAUUUUGGCGCUGGAACACCUCCACAAGCUUGGCAUCAUUUAUCGGGACGUGAAGCUGGAAAACAUCUUGCUGGACAACGAAGGUCAUGUGGUGCUGACCGAUUUCGGCCUGAGCAAGGAAUUCGUGACAGAGGAUAAAGAACGGACCUUCUCAUUUUGCGGCACCAUCGAAUACAUGGCCCCCGAGAUUGUACGCAGCAAAAGUGGACACGGCAAGUCUGUGGACUGGUGGAGUUUGGGAAUCCUGGUUUUUGAGCUCCUGACUGGCGCGUCUCCUUUUACCCUCGAAGGGGAGAAAAACUCGCAAGCGGAGGUGUCCAGACGGAUCCUGAAGUGCAGCCCUCCCUUCCCGUCGCUGAUCGGCCACGAGGCUCGCGACCUCCUGCAGAAGCUCCUGUGCAAAGACCCCAAGAAACGCUUGGGGUCCGGCCCAAUGGGGGCCCAGGAGAUUAAAGAGCACCCCUUCUUCAGGGUCUUGGACUGGGUUGAAUUAGCUGCGCGCCGGAUCAGGCCGCCGUUUAAACCCCUCAUUCGUCACGAGUUGGACGUGCGAAACUUUGCCGAAGAAUUCACCAGCUUGGAGCCCAUCUACUCUCCGGCUGGGACCCCUCCCAGCCUAGACCGUGUCUUCCAGGGAUAUUCCUUCAUCGCCCCGUCAAUUCUCUUCAACCGUAAUGCUGUGACCGCUGAUGUACUUGAGGCGGCGUCCGACGGGGAGCGUCCCGGAAGGUCUGCGGUAGCCCGCAGUGCCAUGAUGAAGGAUUCUUCGUUCUUCCAAAAAUAUGAGAUGGACUUGCUGGAGCCGCCCCUGGGCGAGGGAAGCUUCUCUGUGUGUCGCCGUUGCCGACAUCGGCAAAACGGGACGGAAUUUGCGGUUAAAAUCAUCAGCAAAAGGAUGGAAGUCAACACCCAGCGAGAAGUGGCGGCGCUGCAGAUCUGCGAAACCCACCCGAACAUCGUCAAGAUUCACGACGUUCAUCACGACCAGUACCACACGUACCUGGUGAUGGAAUUGCUGAGGGGCGGGGAGCUCCUGGACCGGAUCAAGAAGAAGCAACAUUUCAGCGAGUCGGAAGCCAGCCAGAUCAUGCGCAGCUUGGUUUCCGCCGUCAGCUUCAUGCACGACUCGGGAGUGGUGCAUCGGGACCUCAAGCCCGAGAAUAUUCUCUAUGCGGACGAGUCGGAGGGCGCCCCCGUGAAAGUGAUCGACUUCGGCUUUGCCCGCCUCUGCCCUCAGAAUUCGCAGCCCAUGCAGACCCCCUGCUUCACCCUCCAGUACGCGGCCCCCGAACUUUUGCAGGAUGGAGGCUACGAUGAAUCUUGCGAUCUCUGGAGCCUGGGGGUGAUCUUGUACACCAUGCUGUCUGGCCAAGUCCCCUUCCACAGUAGCCAAGAAGGCAGCGCGGUCAGCCACGCCGCCGACAUCAUGCACAAAAUCAAGGAAGGGCAGUUCUCCCUGGAGAGCGAAGCUUGGAAGAAUGUGUCCGAAGAGGCCAAGGAGCUGGUUCGAGGUCUUCUGACGGUGGACCCUGCCAAGCGGUUGAAAAUGUCCAACCUACGCUACAGCGAGUGGCUCCAAGAUGGCAGCGCCCUCUCGUCCACUCCGCUCAUGACGCCGGACAUCCUCGAGAGCUCUGGGCCGGCCGUGCGAACGGGCGUCAACGUGACGUUUAUGGCCUUCAACAAGGGGAAGCGCGAAGGGUUUUUCCUAAAAAGCGUGGAAAACGCCCCUCUGGCCAAACGGCGUAAGCUCAAGAUGUCCAGCACCGGUGCUGAGGGCCGCCGAAGCAGCAGCAGCUCCUCCUCUUCCUCGUCUUCGGGCUCCUCCACCCGUCCCCCCAAAGCCAAGAUCCCCGCCAUUCGCCACGACCCCCCCUCGUAGCAGCCGGGGGAAGGGGCCGAGCACUGAAAACGCUGGAUGGGAAAAGGGGGUAUUUAUUGUCUAUGUUGCUGUCUGGGGAGCAUCGGGGAAGCCCCGGCUUCCGUUCCCCCAUCCCCAUUUCCAGCCCACCCACAUACCCCACCAUGAUGUGAUACCUUCAUUCAGAAUUUUGGGGGGGGGGGGGUUGGAAGGUCAAAGCGACCGUUCUCUGUCGGAAAAGGCAGAGAUUUGGGGCGCUGAUCCUGGGGGGCUCUUGGAAGGUUUGGGCCACCCCUGUUUUGAUGGCUGGAAGGAGACCUCCCCCCCUAAUUUCCAAGCCCAAUCCUACAUCUUGAUUCCACGAGGACGCAGCCAAGGGAGAUUUUGCAACUUUGGGCAUUUUAAUGUGGGGGUUUUAUUUUCUACCCCAGUCUGGCGCUUUUCUGCAUGCAAGGGGGCUGGCUUGGACCCCCAUUUCCCCAGCCCUCGAUCGGCAGGCAAGGGAAUGAAUUAAGGUUGUUUGCAGAUACAGACUGCCGUUUUCCAAACUACCAGCAGAGGGCAGCGGUCCUCUCGGCAUCCUCCCCCACCCUCUGGUGGUGAGCUGCAUUUUUGCAAUCCAAACUUGAGAUUAUUUUAAGAGAUAAUGGGGUUGUUUUUAUUAAGGAUGGGUAGCGUUUAAUUUUUUUUUUUUUUUUUUGGAUAUACUGUUAAUAGGAAGGGAUUUGCUCCUUCUGAGGCCAAAAACUGCAUUCUGGGAAAGAAAGGAGAAUAUUUCCUCCUUGCUUUACAGGUAGACCUCGAUUUACAACAGUUUCGUUCAGUGACCGUUCGGCGUUAUGGCGGCACUGAGGAAAGGGACUUACGACCGUUUUUCACACUUGUGACCAUUGCGGCAUCCCCGUGGUCAAACACGGCGACGAUUCAGGACACUUGGCAGCUGACUCAUACUUAAUGAUGGUUGUAGUGUCCCCGGGGUCACGUUUUGCGACCUUCAGAUCAAGUCCACGGGGAAAGCUGGAUUCACUUAACAACCACGUUAAGAACGGCAGCGAUGCCCUUGACAACUGUGGCGAGAACGGUCGUCAAAUGGAAACGUCUCGCUUAGCAACAGAAGCGUGGGGGCUCAGUUGUGGCCGUAAGUCGAGGACUACCUGUAUUUUUAUAUUUUUUUGAUCCCCGUACACUCCCGUGUCUGAUGCAGAACUUUAACGGCAAAACUUAGUGCCAAGGUACGUUUGGGCUCAGACGUUAGCCACUUCAACUAUUAUUAGAGUUAGUCUGCGUGUCACACUAAGAUAAAACCAACCAGGUUAAAUGAUAGGUUGGCACAAGGCUUACAUCUGGGGCUACAGCUUCUUGCUGAGUGAUUCCUGAACCUCACCCUUUUGUAUAAAAGCCACAGGAGUAAAAAGACUAUACUUUUUUAACAGGUAAAACUCUAAAACUCAUUCUGAGGAGGAUGUUAGGUUUUAAGGGAUAUACAGGCAGUCCUGGACUUACAACUGUUCUUUUAGUGACCGGAGUUACAGCGCCACUAAAAAAAAAAAAAAAGCGACUUAUGACUUAGUCCUCACGCUUAUGACCGUUUCUUUAGCACCUCUACGGUCACAAAAUGUUCAAAAUUCGGGUGCUUGGCAAUGGCCGCGUCUAUUGACGACGGGUACAGUGCCUCGGGAAUGCAAAAAUUUCCAUUCGCGACGUUCCCAGCCAGCUCCCGACCUAAGGGUGGGAAGCCCGAUUCGCUUAAUGAUGCGAUUCGUUUUAACAACCGCGAGAAAUUGCUGAAGAACCGCAGCAAAAAAAAAAAAAAAAAGACUUCACUUCGCAGUGGAAAUUCCGGCCCUAACUGUGGUCGUAAGGCGAGGACUAACCUGUGUGUAUGUAUAUAGGUGUAAGAGAAACCAAAAAGCAAACCAACCCCAGAAUAAGAUGCAUCAAUCUGUUUCUGUGUCCGGAAGAAAGAAGCCAAAUAGGAAAUUUGUAGGAAAAUGUAUAUAUAUAUAUUUUUUUUUUUUCUCGGGGAGAGAACGAGAGGCUCUUAAAUGGCAGCCCCUCCCCACUUUAAAUCAUAGAAUUAUAGAGUUGAAUCUUGAGAGAUUUUAUAUCUCUUGAAGUUUAUGGGAUGGGGGAGAUGUCCCAGGUUUAUUUUUUGGGGUGAAUCCGAUAAGCUCAGGCAGUUUGGGGGGUGGGGUGGGGCAAAAGGGAGAGAGUAUAUUUUUAAGAAAGCAAAUUCCUGUCUGUCUUGUUUAAAUAUAUAUAUUGAAGGCAAGCAUGGGAGUGAAUGUUUGUGCAAAGCAGCGUCUUUCACAGUUAGAAUUUUGUGUGUGUGUGCGAGAGAUCGGAUAGAAGCUCAGCUUUUGUCCCAGUUCAAUAGGAGAUUUUUUAAAAAAAAAAAACAUUGGAAAUAUAGAAACAGGAAAAAAAAAGAGCAUCGCAUCAAUUAAGAAGAAUUCUAUCCACCAGCUUUGCUUACCGAGAUUAAAUUUUUAUUUAAACCCUUAUUUAUAGGAAGAAACACAUUAAAAAUAAAAACCCUCCACUGAAUUCUACUCCUCCUUUAAUUUAAUGAAAUCAAAGACGCUGAAUUCUUAAGAGGUGGAUUUAUUAUCAGCGUUUGAAAGUUGUACUCAAUACAAGAGGGGCUUCUCUUUAAGCCCCUCACCAAUUUUCCUACAGCAGUAUUAAUUGUCUUUUUUUUUUUAUUUUCCCAUUGCUUAAGCCUGUGAUGGCAAUCCUAUGGCACAUGUGCCAGAGGUGGCACACUCAGUCCUCUCUGUGGGCACACACGGCGUCACCAGCUGCUCUUCACCAGUGCCGGAGCGCUGAAAACGGCCUGAAAAACAGCCUGAAAAUGGCUUGAAAAACACCCAAAAAAACAGAGUUUCCGGGCCUUUUUCUGGGCCGUUUUUGGCCCUGAAAAUAGCCUGAAAACAGCCCAUUUUUGGGGCAUUUCAGGCUGUUUUUUGGGCCAUUUCAGGCCUUUUUUCGGGCCAUUUUCAGGCCGUUUCUGGGGCUGUUUUCAGGGCUGAAAGAUGCCCCCAAAAUGGCCUGGAAAAUAGCCAAAAAAACAGACCAUUUUCGGGCCAUUUUCCGAUUGUUUUUAGGCCACUUUUGGCCCUGAAAAUGGCCUGAAAACAGCCUGUUUUGGGGGCAUUUUUUGGGCUGUUUUGUGGGCUAUUUUCAGGCCAUUUCUGGGGCCAUUUUCAGGGCCGAAAAAUGGCCUGAAAAUGGCCCAAAAAACAGCCAAAAAACCCAGAUCAUUUUCGGGCCAUUUUCAGGUUUUUUUUGGCCCUGAAAAUAGCCUGAAAACAGCCCGUUUGGGGGGCAUUUUUCAGGCCAUCGUCAGGCUGUUUUUCGGGCCAUUUUCAGCCAUUUUGGGGCUGUUUCAUGGGCCAUUUUCAGGGACAAAAAAUGGCCCGAAAAUGGCCCGAAAAACAGCCAAAAAACCAGGCCGUUUUUGGGGCAUUUUUCCGGCUGUUUUCUGGCGUUUUUUUCAGGCUGUUUUCAGCUGUUUUGGGGCUGUUUCGUGGGCUGUUUUCAGGGCCGGAAAAUGGCCAAAAAAACAGGUACGCACGUGCUGGCCAGCUGGUGUUCGGGUUUCCGGUGCUCCAGCGGGCGCCCAUGCACACACGUUCCGAUUUGGGCACUCGGUGCCGAAAAGGUUUGCCAUCACUAGCUUAAGCUAACCGGGGCAAAAAAACAAAAACAAACCCCAAGUCCUGUUUGAAUUUUUAUUCUCUAUAAACGUGGGUAUGUCUUGGUGUCUCGAAGAGAAACUUAUUGCACAGAUUUUUGGAAACUUAAGAUAUGUUGCCUAAAGCGUUUUGAGGACUAUGUAUUUUAUGUAGGGGGGCGGAAAAUGCGGCUUUUCAGGAAAGUCGGGAGUGUUGAGUUGCUAAAUUUCUGACUGGGGAUUUGAUAAGGUUAUUAUUAUUAUUAUUAUUAUAUUUUUUUUAAGAGCGGGCGGUAGCACGUUUAAGGAAUAUUUUGAUGGGGAACGACCGUAGCUGUAAAUGGGGGGAGGGGGGGAUUGUAAAGGGGUAUGAAUGAGAGAGAGUGGGUUUUUUCCCAUUCUUGAAUCGGAGACACCAAAUAUAUAUAUAUAUAAUUGCACACAAAAACAGCAUGAAGACAAAAAGGGCCUGAGAAAAGGAAGGAAAGAGAAAGCGAGUGAGACAGGGAUUUUAAAGGGAAGUGCAAUUAGCAACCUAUUGCGAUUUGGGGAACGAGGGAGGAAAUGGAGAAAACGUAAGCAUGGGAAAAAUAAGAACGGGUUCAGUAUUACCCACCACCAAGGCUGCCAGUUUAAUCCACAUGAAAUGGGAAGUUGAUUGCUACUUGAAGCAUUGGGAGUUCCCUUAAAUUAAGAACCAGCAUCUGCCACCGUUUAAAACUGAUAAAUUUUUAUACCGUUAAUAGGAUAGCGAUAGGGCACUUUAGAGAGAGAAAAACUUCGGGAAAAUUUGCGUUUCUGUCGAGGACGAGAAAGUGCCGCUGCAGAUUGCUAAAUCAGUGUUUCUCAGCCUCGGCGGAUUUUAAGGCGGGAUGGGACUUCGAUUCCCAGAAUUCCCCCAGGCAACGUUGGGUUGUUGUUACUGGCUAGGGAAUUCUGGGAGUUGAAGCCUACCCAGACGUAAAGCUAGCAAGGGUGAGUAAUGUUGCUCUAGGCCAAUGGUUCUUACUAUUUUCCGCUCCACGGAUUCCCUUUAAAUAUCUUUUGUGGCCACGGACUCCAAGAUUUAAGAUUGAAAUCGGUGUAUUUUUUCCAAGUCUUUGCGGUCCUCCAGGGAUCCGUGGACCACAGGUUGAGAACUACUGAUCUAGAACUUUUCCAACUUCUGCAAUGGGACGUGGCAGGUAUUGUUCUUCAAAGAUGGAAUUGGAAGUGCCUCAUAAAUCUAUUUGUCCUGGUCUACGAAGGAGGAGGAGGAAGCGAGCGGAUGCUUUAAAAAUCACAAUAUUGGGCAGGGAGUGGAAGGCGCCAUUCAUUUUUCUCCCUGCACAAAAAAAAUAAUAAAUAAAACGCUUGGCUUCAACAUCCGGGGAGAUUUAGGGAGGAAUUCUUGAACCUGGCUCUCCCUUAAGCCAUCUUUAACCAGCAUCGUGUGAACUGGACGUGAUAUGUUGGGAGGAAACGCAGGCAACUUAACAAGGCAUUUUCUGCACCAUAUAAAGAAAAAUCUCUUUUCCCUUGGGAAAGCGACAGUAUGCUAAUUUUGCCCCAUUUCUAAGCCUGUUUAAAAUACAGGUAGUCCUUGACUUACCUGAGUUCAUUUAGUGACCGAAGUUAGAACAGCUGUGAAAAAAGUAACUGGUGACCCUUUUUCACACAUAACGACGGUUGCAUCCCCAAUGAGCACGUGGGUCAAAAUCCAGACGCUUUGGCAAACUGGUUCGGACUUACGACCGUUGCGGUGUCCCAAGGGGUCACGCGAUUUCCCGUUUCGCGACCCGCAAUGUCUACGGGGAAGCCAGAUUUCGCUUAACAAUCGGGUUACUAACUUAUCCAACUGCGGCGAUUCCCUUAACGACAGUGGCAAGAAAGGUCGUAAAAACGGGGCAAAGCUCGCUUGGGUCUCACUUAGCGACCAAAAUGUUGGGCUCAGUCGUGGCCGUUAAGUCGAGGACUAGCUGUAGUAGUCCUUCUCAACCGUUUGGCCAGCUGUUUUCCUCCUUCCGUUUGUUUGCACUUGAUAGCUGUUUCCCCGCGGGGAGCUAAAACUCUCCUCCUGCCAUGGGGGCAAGGGACAUCCGUGUGCGCGCGUGCGUCUGUACAUACGUGUGUAUGUCUUAACUGCCAUAGGCCCUCCGCUCGGUGCCAAGGAGGAGAAGAGUGUGUGGAGGGCGUCCUUUUAACAUCCUUCUUUUCAGUAGCACAAGACUCAAGGGGGGGGGGGGAGGUCCCAGCCCACUCAACCAAACCAUGUGCAUUUUUUAUUUGAAAAUAAAAAUCGCCUCUGAAGCCAAA
Messenger RNA from Pantherophis guttatus, 8481 nucleotides. It is a transcript of the gene RPS6KA4, whose product is annotated as ribosomal protein S6 kinase A4. Gene Ontology annotation, molecular function: magnesium ion binding; ATP binding; protein serine/threonine kinase activity. The record is from RefSeq and is a predicted model, not a curated record. NCBI's taxonomy places the organism in Eukaryota, Metazoa, Chordata, Lepidosauria, Squamata, Colubridae. Gene Ontology annotation, biological process: protein phosphorylation; intracellular signal transduction.